Molecule: messenger RNA, 2537 nt
Organism: Darwinula stevensoni
Lineage: Eukaryota; Metazoa; Arthropoda; Ostracoda; Podocopida; Darwinulidae
Source: the annotation of a GenBank genome assembly
CCUGACACCUAUAAGUACCUCGGUGUGGAAGAGAACUCUUCCGUGGCUGUCAAACGCACGAAGCAGAGACUGACGACAGAAUACAAACGCAGAGUCCGCCUCGUACUAAAGACCGAGCUGUCCGGCAAAAACAAGAUCUCUGCCCUCAACAGCCUUGCCACCCCUGUCCUUAACUACAGCUUCGGAGUUAUCGAUUGGUCACCUACGGAACUCCAAGCCAUCGACCGAGCGACCAGAAAACUCCUGACCAUGCAUCACACCCACCAUCCGAAGGCUGCCGUCGAAAGACUCUACCUUCCGAGAUGCAAGGGAGGGAGGGGACUCAUCGAACUCGAGUCCCUCUACAAGCGGACGACGUGCGAAGUCGCCAGAUUCAUCGAAAGAAAACAGGGACGGCUCAUUUCCAUCCUGAGAGAGCGCGAUGCCCUCAAGAAAUCCCACUCCAUCCAGGGAGAUGCCACCCGCUUCCGAAAUGCACUCCAUCUCGAUGACGACUGCGACACGACGGAUGUGAAGACGGCAGACCAAGGACAAAGAGAAGCACGAUGGAAGGAGAAACCGCUUCACGGCCAGCAUCCCAAGAUCAUGGAUAAACCAUCGAUCGACUCGGACGUCAGCUAUAACUGGCUGAAGAAGGGACUGCUGAAUGCCGAGACAGAGAGCAACAUCCUAGCCAUUCAGGACCAGUGCAUUAGAACUCGUAACUACGAGAAGCACAUCCUGAAGCUGGAUGUGGAAGACCGCUGCAGAUGCUGUCAUGGACCACCCGAAACGGUAUUCAAGGCAAAUGGAGGGGAACUGCUGACUUAUUAUCAAGUGGAAAUAGGAUGCAGCUUCCCUCAUGAGGGAUGGGUGGAACAGGAUCCCAUGGAAAUCUUCCAGUCUGUUCAGUCUUGCAUUGAAAAAACUGUUGAAAAUCUUCACAGGCUUGACAUUGACCCCUGUGACAUCAUAACCAUUGGCAUUACCAACCAGCGUGAGACAACCAUUGCAUGGGAUUCACAGACUGGGAAGCCACUAUUUAAAGCCAUUGUGUGGUCAGACACUCGUACUGAUUCCUUGGUGGAUUCCUUGAUCAUGAAGACUCCAGCCAAGGACAAAUAUCAUUGGCGCCAGAGAACUGGCCUUCCAAUCAACACAUAUUUCAGUGCCUUGAAGAUGCUGUGGCUUCUGGAGAACUCUCAGGAUGUGAAAGAUGCAGUGAAGAAAGGUACCUGCCUCUUUGGUACAGUGGACAGCUGGUUGAUCUGGAAUCUUACAGGAGGGGUAGGCAAGGGAGUGCAUAUAACAGAUGUGACCAAUGCUUCUCGGACACUGCUUCUCAACAUCAACUCUCUGCAAUGGGAUUCUGAUCUAUGCAAGUUUUUCCAUGUCAAUGAGAAGAUGCUCCCCAAAGUACGGAGCAGUUCAGAAAUAUAUGGUUACUUGGCUGAAGGACCAUUGAGGGGAGUUCCUAUUUCUGGGUGCAUCGGAGAUCAACAAGGAUCUCUAGUUGGGCAAAACUGCUUGAAGGAAGGAGAUACAAAGAAUACAUAUGGGACAGGGUGCUUUCUGCUUUCUAACACUGGUACUAAGGUUGUGAUAUCAGAACAUGGCCUCCUGACAACAGUUGCCUACCAGAUUGGGAGACAGAAGCCUGUUUAUGCCCUGGAAGGGUCCAUAGCAGUGGCAGGAGCUGCAGUCAAGUGGUUGAGAGAUAACUUAGGCAUUGUCAAGACUUCUUCCGAAGUGGAAGACUUAGCUAACAGUGUCCUUGAUAAUGGUGGCUGCUACUUUGUUCCUGCCUUCUCUGGUCUUUUUGCUCCUCAUUGGAGGAUGGAUGCACGUGGGAUCAUCUGUGGCAUGACGCAGUACACAACAAAAGGGCACAUAGCAAGAGCGGCAUUGGAAGCUGUUUGCUUUCAAACUCGAGACAUCAUGGAGGUGAUGAAGAAAGACAGUGGGAUUCAACUGCCACACCUCUGGGCCAAUGGUGGCAUGACCCACAACAACCUCCUUAUGCAACUUCAAGCUGAUAUCCUUGGCAUUCCCAUUGAGAGGCCAGGGAUGGUGGAGACAACAGCACUUGGGGCAGCAAUCAUGGCUGGCAUGGCUGAAGGAGUGAACGUGUGGAAACCGAAGCCUUCCAGUGAAGUGACUCACUCAGAUGUCUUCCAUCCAAAGUUCACUGAUGAUGAGCGAGACAUUCUCUAUGAACAGUGGAAGGUGGCAGUGGAGAGGAGCUUUGGCUGGGAGAAGUACGGAGAGAAGAGGAAAUCAGGGACAAAGGGGGCCAUCCCUGGUAAGGUGCCUGCAUGAGUCAUGACCACCUUCAUUCUUGCAUGAUUCAAGAUAUUAUCUGCUUGCAUCCCUUCCCCCAUCAUGGUUCUUCAUUUCCGUGGUGGCAUUUCUUGUGAUCGCUCAUGAACUACGUAGGUGAUCAUGUGGAGUUGUUCUAUUCAUAUGUACCCACCUCCCAUAAGUUGAAGCAGUGGGUUCCAAGUUCCUGCCAGACAAGGCAUUAGAGCAGCUUAUGUGAUAUGUGACAUUUUUCAUCC